GGCGACGAGCGAGCUUCUUAUUAUUAUCUUGCGCUCUUUGACAAUCCCCGACCUGCUGCUGUUCCGCGCGUAUCGCCUGUUUGAACAUAUAACAACAACAAUCUGAAAAGAGAGAGACAAGGAUGCAGAACAUGCAGAACUCGAUGCCAAAGCCGAUGCCGAGUGCGUCGCUCGGACGGGGAGGAAGUAGGGCGGACGACAACUCAUCGUCGAGGUCUGGCUCGACUUCGCCAUCAUCGAGAAACUUCGAGUUUAUCUCGCGCCCACAGUUUAAGCAGCAGACUUUUGAUGAAAUUUACGGAGUGCCUGAGAACUUCUUGGAGAUUGAGGUCCGCAAUCCAGAGACUCAUGUUGGAUACGGUCGUGGCAUGUACACCGACUACGAGAUUGUCUGCCGAACAAACAUCCCCGCGUUCAAGCUAAAAUACUCAGUCGUCAGAAGACGAUACAGCGAUUUCGAAUACUUCAGAGACAUCCUCGAGCGCGAGUCCUCGCGCGUGACUAUCCCGCCUUUGCCAGGCAAGGUGUUCACCAACCGAUUUUCCGACGAGGUCAUUGAAGCCAGACGUGAGGGUCUCGAGCGUUUUCUACAAGUAGUUGCUGGCCAUCCACUGUUGCAAACUGGCUCGAAGGUGCUGUGCGGGUUCAUCCAAGAUCCGCAGUGGGAUCGGAACCAGUGGCUGUAAACCCCAGUCCCGACGAGAAAGAAAGAGAGGACAAAAGACCUAAAAAAAGCCAGACUGAAUCGAUGAUUACAAGCGCAGGUCUCGAUUCUCGAAAUCGGACACUAUCUCCGCUUGCAAUGACUUCAUACUGAACACCAUGAAGUGCAAAGGUCUACAAUCAUAUAUAUACAAAAAAAAAGAGUCAGAAUCGAUCCGAACCGGGACAGAACCGAGAUUU
Molecule: messenger RNA, 903 nt
Organism: Myxozyma melibiosi
Lineage: Eukaryota; Fungi; Ascomycota; Lipomycetes; Lipomycetales; Lipomycetaceae
Product: Phox homologous domain-containing protein
Exons: 6
Coding region: 123-686 (187 amino acids)
Biological process (GO): late endosome to Golgi transport; endocytic recycling
Cellular component (GO): early endosome membrane; retromer complex
Molecular function (GO): phosphatidylinositol-3-phosphate binding
Source: RefSeq, a predicted model, not a curated record